AUGUUCGAUCCCUUAUCUGUGGCUGGAAGUGCCGUGGGAAUCAUUUCCCUUGGGCUCCAGGUUACGCAGUCACUGUACAACUACUACGCUGCUCUCAGUUCCCAAAACUCGGACAUCGCUCACACGACGCACAAGCUGGAGAACUUGCUGGAGAUGCUUAACUCCCUGCAGGCCCACCUUGAUAGCCGCAAGAUCAAAGUUGGCGAAGCAAAUAUGCUUAAUACCAUUAAGUCUACUAUCCAGCAAUGUGGAGAAUGCAUCCAGGAGCUCGACGAAGAGUCGCAAAAGUUCAAGAAGAUGCCGGUGGAUAGCGUUCGCACCGCUAUUCGAGUGACAAGCCGUCGACUCGCGUACCCGUUUCGGCAAAGCACGCUGCAGAAGUUGGAUGAAGACAUCGAUGAACUAGUCACUCACCUGUCACUGGCUUUGCAGCUCUUACAACAAGAAGACAUCGACCACGUUCAGAACGAAAUAGAGAAUACUAGAGCGGUUCUGGAUUUGGUCAGGGCUUCCCAGAUCUCCUCUCAAAUCCAGGAUUGGCUCAAGGCGCCCGAUGCCUCCAUUGACUUCAACGAUGCUUGUAGCAAGAAGCACCCAGGUACUGGUCUGUGGUUUGUUAAAAGCUCUUCUUUCACCACCUGGCUCGAACUUCCCAGAUCCUUCCUUUGGCUGAAGGGUUUUGCCGGGUGCGGAAAAUCCGUUCUAUGCUCGACUGCGAUUCAGCAUACCUUUCGCCACCGGAGGUCCAAUCCACAAAUCGGUAUCGCGUUCUUUUUCUUCACCUUCAAUGAUGGGAACAAACAGAAUACAUCUGCGAUGCUUCGAGCGCUCGUGAUGCAGCUGUCGAGCCAGCUUGGCGGUAAACACACUGCUCUCACGCGAUUGUACGAAAGCUACCGCAACACCACGCCACCAGAUCAGGCCCUUCUGGAGUGUCUACACCAGCUUGUACGCGCUUUCCGCGACGUCUAUAUCGUCAUCGAUGCACUAGAUGAGAGCGCGAGGGAUGAAAAUCGAGACGCGAUGCUCCAAUCGCUGAACGACAUCCGUGGUUGGUCAGAGUCAGGGCUACAUCUUCUUGUGACGAGCCGGGACGAAGUCGACAUCCGCGACGCACUUGAAGCAGCGCCAGAAGAGGCCGUGGUCAUGAGAAACGACGGCAUUGAUGAGGACAUAGCCAAAUUCGUCUCGCAACAUCUCCGAGAAAAUCGACGUCUUCGAAAGUGGCAAGAAUACCAUGGUAGAAUCGAGCAGGUGCUGAUCGAGAAGGCAAAGGGCGUGUAG
Molecule: messenger RNA, 1284 nt
Organism: Colletotrichum spaethianum
Lineage: Eukaryota; Fungi; Ascomycota; Sordariomycetes; Glomerellales; Glomerellaceae
Product: vegetative incompatibility protein HET-E-1
Exons: 1
Coding region: 1-1284 (427 amino acids)
Source: RefSeq, a predicted model, not a curated record